GUAGGCAUUGAGUACGAAGCUCUUGUUCUUUGCAGUCAGCUACAUCAAUGUGGUUUUUGAAGACAUUCAUUCUUGCCGUGCUGCUUAUAGUUCCGUCAUCGCAAUGGGAUAAGGUCCAAUAUUGCUUCCGGGAAUGCUACACCCGCUAUGUCGAUACUAAAGCCGCCGAGUGUUAUAAAGCCUGCAUGAUAAAGUUGCAAAUGUGGAUCAAUCUUUACUGGCUUGCAAAUCUGGAUAUAAGAGAUUGUCUUUCAAAAGGCUUUAUAUUUGCUUUAACAUCUCUUGCCCCGACGUCCUUCGUCAAUCGUACAUAUUGUAAAGCUGGCUUCAACUUACAAUUAGAUCUGCAUAUGAUUCCUGGCAGAUGA
Cylicocyclus nassatus is the source of this 368-nucleotide messenger RNA. Lineage: Eukaryota; Metazoa; Nematoda; Chromadorea; Rhabditida; Strongylidae. The record is from the annotation of a GenBank genome assembly.